Meleagris gallopavo (turkey) is the source of this 1032-nucleotide messenger RNA. The record is from RefSeq and is a predicted model, not a curated record. NCBI's taxonomy places the organism in Eukaryota, Metazoa, Chordata, Aves, Galliformes, Phasianidae.
ACGAUUCUUAUUCUGUAACGUGUAUUUCUAGUCAAUUUCUUUCCCCCUUCCAAACUGUUUACUGUGCUGUACAGAAUUUCCUCCUCCAGUGUCUAACCUCUGUGUAACUCAACUCUCCGCAACUUUUUUUGCUUACUUCUCUCGUGUCCAACUCUUUGAAGAUGUGUAUGCUUUGGACUGCCACAUCUGGAAAAGACAUUUCUCCGACGAGCAGCAGGCAGUGCACACAGCAGAGAUUUGGCCCUAUAUCAGAAUAGGGCUAAGUGCAAGCAGACGUGCCUGUUUGGUUUUUAGACAUUAAACUCAAAAUAAGCAUCAGGAAGUGGAACAACUCUCUUCCUUUAACAGGACAGUGUCUGUAUUUAAAGGUUUUGUGAAUGAAGCCGCAGUUGGGAGGGCUCUGUUUUUUUAAUUUUUUUUAUUCUCCCGGCGUUAUUCAUACCCCUACUGGGCAGAAUCCCCAGGUUGCAGGAAUGUGAGCCUGCCAGCUGCACUGCCUGCUGCUCACAUCCGUGCUCGCACUCCCCGAGUGGCAGCAGAAAGGAGUAAACAGAGCUGCGAUCACUGAACAGAGUGUUCUGGCAGCUCCCCAUGGUAGAGAGGACCCACGGGCAGGCACCACAGUCCUGUUUACCCUGAAAAAGAGACCGUAUGUUGGAAAGUACUGACCACUCCAUGGAUGGUAUGGAGCAGCAAAAAGUCAACAUUGAACUGGAAGAGCAGAGCAACAGUGGGGAAAGCCUAGAAGACAACUACACAGAGCUGAUUGACUCUGAAAAGACUGCAAUUAGGAGUCCAUUUGCUAGUGAUGACGCAGAAAGUCAGAAGUUCCUAACAAAUGGAUAUCUGGAUAAAAAGAAAUUGGAAGACUAUAAUGAAGAAUAUCACCGGGGCAGAACUUCCUUUGGCAUGUCCUCCUUCAACCUCAGCAACGCCAUUAUGGGCAGCGGUAUUCUAGGGCUGUCCUAUGCCAUGGCCAACACAGGAAUCAUCCUUUUUGUGUAAGUACAUAUAAAUAAAAUGAAUAGAAUA